CCCCAGCGCCUUUGGUUGCUGAAGGGAAGAACAGGAUGGAUGUGGUGCUGAGAAGGUGCUUUCUCCAUUUGUGUGUGCUAAGUGCUCUGCUGGCUGUGGGGGCCACAGAAGGACCCAGAAACCAGGACUGGCUUGGAGUCUUGAGGCAGCUCAGAACAAAAGCCUGGAACAGACAGCUGUAUCCAGAGUGGACAGAAGKUCAGAGGCCUGACUGCUGGAAAGGUGGCCAGGUGUCCCUGGAGCUCAGUAAUGAUGGGCCUACACUGAUUGGUGCAAAUACCUCCUUCUCUAUUGCCCUGCACUUCCCUGAAAGCCAAAAGGUACUGCCAGAUGGGCAGGUUAUCUGGGCCAACAACACCAUCAUCAAUGGGAGUCAGGUGUGGGGAGGAGAACCAGUGUAUCCCCAGGAACCUGACGAUGCCUGCAUCUUCCCUGAUGGUGGACCCUGCCCAUCUGGCCCUUGGUCUCAAAGAAGAAGAUUUGUUUAUGUCUGGAAGACCUGGGGCCAAUACUGGCAAGUCUUGGGGGGUCCAGUGUCCAGGCUGAGUAUUGGGACAGAACAGGCAAUGCUGGGCACACACACCAUGGAAGUGACUGUCUACCAUCACCGUGGAUCCCAGAGCUACGUGCCCCUUGCUCGCUCCAGCUCAGCCUUCACCAUUACUGACCAGGUACCUUUCUCUGUGAGYGUGUCCCAACUACAAGCCUUGGAUGGAGGGAACAAACACUUCCUGAGGAAGCAACCUCUGACCUUUUCUCUUCAGCUCCAUGACCCCAGUGGCUAUUUGAAGGGGGCUGACCUCUCUUAUACAUGGAACUUUGGAGAUAGUACUGGGACUCUGAUCUCUCGGGCACUUGUGGUCACUCAUACUUACCUGGAGUCUGGCCCCGUCACUGCUCAGGUGGUGCUGCAGGCUGCCAUUCCUCUUACCUCCUGUGGCUCUUCCCCACUUCCAGCCACAACAGAUGGGAAUAUGUCAACUGCAGAGGUUCCUAGCACCACAGUUGGGCAAGUGCCUACUGCAGAAGUUAUAGGUACUACACCCAAUCAGGUACCAACUACAGAGCCGUCUGGAACCACAGCUGUGCAUGUGCAAACCACAGAAGUCAUAAAUAUCACAUCUGUACAAAUGCCAACUGCAGAGGGAACAAGUACUACACUGCAGCAGCUACCAACCUCAGAGGUCAUAGAUACCACAUUUGCAGAGGUGUCAACUACAGAGAUUAUAGAUACUACACCUGUAAAGAUGCCAACUGCAGAGCCCUCUACAGAGGUGACAACUAUAGAGUUGGUGGAGACCACAGCUGAAAAGAUACCGACCCCUGAGCCUGAGGGUCCAGAUGCUAGCCCAUUCAUGUCUACAGAAGAUAUUACAGGGUCCCUGAGCCCUCCGCUGGAUGGCACAGAUACCUUAAUGCUGGUGAAGAGACAAGUCCCCUUGGAUUGUGUUCUAUAUCGAUAUGGUUCCUAUUCUCUCACCCUGGAUAUUGUCCAGGGCAUUGAGAAUGCUGAGAUCCUGCAGGCCGUGCCAUCCAGUGAAGGGGAUGCAUUUGAGUUGACUGUGUCCUGUCAAGGCGGGCUGCCCAAGGAAGCCUGUUUGGAUAUUUCAUCACCAGGGUGCCAGCCUCCAGCCCAACGUCUGUGCCAGCCUGUGCCACCAAGUCCAGCCUGCCAGGUGGUUCUGCACCAGGUACUAAAGGGCGGCUCAGGGACCUACUGCCUCAAUGUGUCCUUGGCUGAUGCCAACAGCCUGGCAGUGGCCAGCACCCAGCUUAUCAUGCCUGUGCCUGGGAUUCUGUUCACAGGUCAAGAAGCAGGCCUUGGGCAGGUUCCCCUGCUUGUGGGUAUCUUGCUUGUGUUGAUGGCUGUGGUCCUUGCAUCUCUGAUAUAUAGGCGCAGAUUUAUGAAGCAGGGCUCAGCUCUCUCCAUUUCCCAGCUGCCACAUAGUAGCACUCACUGGCUACGUCUGCCCAGGGUCCUCCGUGCUUGCCCCACUGGUGAGAACAGUCCACUUCUCAGUGGGCAGCAGGUCUGAGUACUCUCAUAUGAUGAUAAUGAUUCUCCUGGAGUUGACAGGAAUGCCUAUCUUUUCUGCAGUCUUUCCUUGGAGACCACCAUUACCUGAAAUAAAUACUUGGAACUUG
Urocitellus parryii (Arctic ground squirrel) is the source of this 2145-nucleotide messenger RNA. RefSeq names its product premelanosome protein (gene Pmel). Gene Ontology annotation, biological process: melanosome organization. Gene Ontology annotation, cellular component: plasma membrane; melanosome. The record is from RefSeq and is a predicted model, not a curated record. Lineage: Eukaryota; Metazoa; Chordata; Mammalia; Rodentia; Sciuridae.